This is a messenger RNA of Clunio marinus, 1738 nucleotides long. The record is from the annotation of a GenBank genome assembly. NCBI's taxonomy places the organism in Eukaryota, Metazoa, Arthropoda, Insecta, Diptera, Chironomidae.
UAUUCUCUUGCUAAUUGUUGCAGGUGAUUGGUCAAAAAUGAAAAUUCUUUGGACCGUGGUACUCUUUGUUUCAUUAGCUUCUUCCAUCGAUACGAACAGCGUCGAUGUAGUGAGAAAAGACAUCGAUGACAGUUGGUUUCCGGUGAACAUUAUUCAUAUAAAUGAUUUUCAUGCGAGAUUUGAAGAAAUAACUCCGCAAUCAAAUACUUGCAAUCCUGAAACCACGACAUGUGUUGGUGGAUACGCAAGAGUAGUUACAAAGGUGAAAGAACUUCUUGAAGUGAACAGAGACAACAAUCCAUUAUAUCUCAAUGCUGGUGAUAACUUUCAAGGAACACUUUGGUAUAACAUCGGGAGAUGGAACGUAACUGUUCAAUUUCUUAACAUGUUGAAAGCUGAUGCUAUGACGAUUGGUAAUCAUGAGUUUGAUCACGACAUUGAAGGCGUUGUUCCAUUUUUAGAACAAAUAGAAUCGCCUGUGGUUAUUGCAAAUGUUGAAGACAGUCAAGAACCGACAUUUCAAGGAAAGUACACGAAAUCCGUUGUGAUCGAUAAAUAUGAUCGUAAAAUUGGAAUUAUUGGUGCAAUUCUUCGAACAACAAAUAACAUUGCGAAAACAGGUCAAUUGGCAUUUACAAACGAAGCUCAAGCAGUUCGUGAAGAAGCAGAGAGAUUGAAAGCAGAAGGUGUUGACAUCAUUAUUGUGUUGUCACAUUGUGGCCUUGAUCGUGAUCGUGAAAUUGCAAACUUUGGCGGACCUAACAUUGAUUUAAUUGUUGGUGGUCAUUCACAUAGUUUCUUGUGGAGUGGAGAUGACCUUCCAAGCGUCGAUCGACCAGCUGAUUCAUAUCCAGUUGAAGUGGUCCAAGAAGAUGGUCAUAAAGUGUUAAUUGUUCAAGCUUCAGCUUACACAAAAUAUGUUGGUGACAUCACUUUGUAUUUUGAUGAUGAAGGAAUCGUUCAGCAUUGGGAAGGUGCACCACAUUUUCUCGGGAAUGAUGUGACACCAGAUGCUGAAGUCAUGCAAGCACUUCAACCAUGGAAAGAGAUCGUAGAUUUGUCUGGAAAGAGAGUUGUCGGUUCAUUGAAAUUCAUGGCUAGUAGUUCGGGAUGCUAUCAACGUGAAUGUCUUAUGGGAACUUUACAAGCAGAAUCAAUGUUGCAUUCACUUAUUGAAUCUGAUGAUCAAGGAUGGGCUUAUGCGACAAUGGCCAUGACAAAUGCUGGUGGUGUCAGAGGUCCGCUGUCACCUGGUCUUCUAACUUAUAGCGAUCUUGUAACAACAACUCCUUUUGAAAACACGGUUGACACUUUAGAAGUGCAAGGUCGAUACAUUAAAGAAGCUUUGGAGAAUGCUGUAAGAUUUAAUGACAGCACGAGUCUUUUACAAACAGCAGGAAUGAAAAUUGUUUAUAAUUUGGGAAAUGCUGCAUAUGCUCGUAUUGUGACUUUAGAAGUUUUGUGUCGUGUUUGUGACGUACCAAAGUUUGAAGCAAUUGAAAGUGACACUUGGUAUCGUCUUGCUAUUAACGGAUUUUUACUUGUCAAUGGAGAUAAUUAUGCCAUGAUUCGUGAUAAUGCAAGAAACCAUAAAAUUGGUGCUAUCGAUAUCGAUGCACUUACUAAAUAUGUCGAAGAUAAUUCGCCGAUCAAUUUAAUUACACCAAGAGGAAGAAUGACAAUAAUUCAAUAAAAGAAAAUAUUUUUAAUCAUUGAAUAAAGUUAAUAUUGAUCUGCA